Bombyx mandarina (wild silkworm) is the source of this 1503-nucleotide messenger RNA. RefSeq names its product Seryl-tRNA synthetase, mitochondrial (gene SerRS-m). Gene Ontology annotation, biological process: seryl-tRNA aminoacylation. Lineage: Eukaryota; Metazoa; Arthropoda; Insecta; Lepidoptera; Bombycidae. Gene Ontology annotation, molecular function: ATP binding; serine-tRNA ligase activity. The record is from RefSeq and is a predicted model, not a curated record.
UUGAUUUGAUGUUUCAUCUUCAUUAAAUGAAGAUCUCAGGUUUUAAAUAAGUACUUUAUUUUAAAAUUUGCCACUAAAAAUGAGACAUACUACGUUAAACUAAGUGUGCUGUUUCUUCAUCUGCCUCUUGGUAGUUUCAAAUUAUCAUUGUUCAAGUCCCUUGAUUGGUAAUAUUUUACUUCAGUUAAAAUGCUAUACAUCUCUUCACUGAUUCAGAAUUACCGUAUUGUCUACAGCACCAAAGGCUUUAAAAGAUUUUUCUCACAAAUUUAUCCCAAUUAUAACUUACAAUAUUAUUGUAAUCCCAAAAAUCAUGAAGAAAUAAAACAAAAUAUCAAAAUACGAAAAGGAGUAGGAGAUGUCGAUAGAGUAAUGCAAUUGUAUAAAAUUAUCACAAAAACUUCUGAGGAUAAUCAUGAAUACGAAAGAAUAAAGCAGGAUUUAUAUGAAGCGCUAAGUAUCUUACCAAAUAAAACCCAUCCUUUUGUAAAAGGAAAGUUUGAACCUCACAUUGCCCAUGAAAUAAAUAAAAAGAAAGAUUUUGGAGAAUACAAGCCUUUUGAAUUCAGUGAAAUAACAAGAUUAUUAAAUUUAAUGAGAAUCGAGAAGCUGGGACACACCUGUGGUCAUAAAAGUUAUUAUUUUUUUGGAGAACUAGCAGAAUUAGAGGAAGCAUUAAUAAAAUACACAGUAAAAAAAUUACUUGAUGACGGUUUUCAACUGAUAUCAGUACCUGACAUCCUUGCUAGUAAUGUUUUGGAGAGCUGUGGCAUGUCUGUAAAAAGCGACAGAACACAGAUUUAUUCACUAGAUCCACACCACCAUGGAACUGACCUUUGUCUUUCUGGAACUGCAGAAAUGUCUCUGGCUGGAUUACUUGCAAACAGUGUACACAAUAUUAAUGAUUUACCCUUGAAACUAGCUGCAGUAAGCAGGUGUUACAGAGCUGAAACUUCUAACUUGGCUGAAGAAAGGGGGAUUUACAGAGUUCAUCAAUUCAAUAAAGUUGAAAUGUUUGUAGUUACUACUUCUGAACAAUCUGAAGAAAUGCUUGAAGUGAUACGGAACACACAAGAACAAAUCUUUACACCACUGGGAAUAUCUGUAAGGGUUUUAGAUAUGCCUCCUUAUGAAUUGGGUGCAGCGGCUUACAGAAAAUAUGACAUGGAGGCAUGGAUGCCUGGACGUCAAGCUUAUGGUGAAAUAUCUAGCUGCAGUAACUGUACUGAUUAUCAAUCAAGAAGAUUGAAUAUUACAUACAAAACAUUAAAUGAUGAAUAUUGCUAUGUCCAUACACUUAAUGGUACUGCAUGUGCCAUUCCAAGAAUGCUUAUAGCGUUGAUUGAGACACAUCAGCAUCCCAAAGGAAAAAUAAUAAUACCUGAAACAAUUCAGAAAUUUAUGAAUGGAAAAAAGUUCAUAAUGAAGAACACUAAAGUGCCUGAACUAAAAUUGUUAAAAAUAAAGAGAUAAAACAUAUUUUAUUGAUUCAAUAUGUUAACA